AUGAAGAAAUGGAAAUCAGUGUCUCUCUUCGUAUGUGUGUUCGCAUUCGCCAGAGAAUUUCGACCCAUCGAACCAUUUUACGCGGCUUACAUGACGAGUCCAGCAAUAAACAUUACUCUGACCCAGACUUCUAGGGAUGUUUACUCGGUCGGAGCGUAUUCUGGUUUUGUUCUUAUCGUCAUUGUGUUCCUGAUCACUGAUUAUCUAAGAUAUAAGCCCGUGUUGGUUCUCGACGGCUUGUGCGGUAUACUGACCUACUGCAGUAUCCUCGGACAUCCGAGCUUACUGAGAAUGCAGAUAGGUCAAUUGUUCUACGGUUUCUUUUUCUCGUCGGAAGUAGCUUAUUUCGGCUAUUUGUACGCCAUGACUGAGGAUAAACGCUACUACCAAAGAAUCACAGGUCAAGCCAGAGCAGCGUGUUUGUCGGGCAAAUUCUUCUCGUCUUUAUUCGCUCAAACAGUUAGCCUCAUCAGCGGUUCGGUUCCAUACGCCGAAUUGGUUUACUUGAGCGUCUUCGGUAUGUUUUUCUGUACUGUUUGGGCAUUUGUGAUGCCAAGUGUAAGUAAAAGUGUCUAUUUUCACAAUCCAAACCCUGAAGGGAUCGAUCAAGACAUAACGACCGUAAGAAAUUACUCAUCUACUUCACAUGAAUCGAAAUCACCAAAACCUAUUGAAUCUCCAAGAGUGCAGAAACCCGAAGAAAUUCGUAGGACAACCAGUGUGAAAUUUAGUAUUGCUUUUUCGUACCUUUGGCAAGACUUCAAACGAUCAUAUUCCGACUCAUAUGUCAGAAAACUUAGCUUAUGGUGGGCUUUCGCUUUCGGAGCAUACGUACAGGUUUACUCGUACAUCAACGUGUUGUACACAUAUAUAUUGAAUUUAAAUGGUGACUCGACAUUUACUCUGUACAACGGUGCCGCAGAAUCGCUAAACACUUUGAUCGGGGCAAUAGCUGCGUAUUUAAUUGGCAAACUUGAACUAAAUUGGUUGAAAGUCGGGGACGUAUUUUUGGGCUUGGGCUCAAUACUUGCCGGUAUUGUGCUACUAGGUUGUUAUUACGUUAGAACGAUGUGGUUCAUUUACGCUUUCUACAUAAUCUACGGAUGUCUUUAUCAAACGAUGUUGACUGUGGCUGAAUCCGAAGUAGCAAAACGUCUUAGCCGAGACAGUUACGGCCUCGUAUUUGGAUUCAACUCGUUCUUAGCCCUAUUCCUGCAUGUGUUGAUGACGUACGGAAUCGUACAAGGAUAUUUUAUCUCGGUUACAACAGUUCAACAGUUCUUGUUAUAUGCCGUUUACUACACACUUCUUGGAGUAUUAUUUAUAAUUAUCUCAAUCAAAAAUAAUUGUUUAACUACAGCCGAUAGUCUAGUUGAAUGUAAGCAAUAAUUUAUUAAUUAAUUCAUGUUAACUAUUUUGUAUUAUUAUGAAAUAUAAAUAAUAUGUAAAUA
Molecule: messenger RNA, 1451 nt
Organism: Sipha flava (yellow sugarcane aphid)
Lineage: Eukaryota; Metazoa; Arthropoda; Insecta; Hemiptera; Aphididae
Product: thiamine transporter 1-like
Exons: 9
Coding region: 1-1389 (462 amino acids)
Biological process (GO): vitamin transport; transmembrane transport
Cellular component (GO): plasma membrane
Molecular function (GO): vitamin transmembrane transporter activity
Source: RefSeq, a predicted model, not a curated record